CCCGCCUCUCCCCUCCACCACCUCCGUUUUACGGUGAGCCCAUAUCUCCGGCGGUCAGUCGGGACGCUGGCGCACGGGAAAGAGGACCUCGUUUCCGUCCUUGUGGCCAGGCAGAGGGGGAGGAGGGCUCCCUGAAGUCGGCUCUCUCCGGUCGGCGCGCUCGGCUGGCUCCUGUGGCUGAGGGGCGAGGCGGUAACUUCUUGUUUUCCAGCUCCGCCGCCGCUGCUGCUGCUGAUGCUGAUGCUGCUGUCAGGGAGACGGAACCGUCAAUGGGACCGCAGCCCCUCAAGCGCGCUCACUUGCCGUGCCGCGGGAGCGAGCAGCCCUCAUUUGAGAAUGGGGGCUCCACUCACCGUCAGGAUGCGCGCUCUCGGCGGUCCUUAGCGCACACACACAGGAAAUACGUGGUUCCUCAAGGAUGCACUGUGGCUUUACGAGACCACCUGAUGACGUUCAUAUCAGGACUGCCAUGUUGCCAGUCGUGGUGGUCCAUGGGGGGGCAGGUCAGAUACCCAAAGAGCGUUCGGACCUGUCCACCUCAGGAGUGUGCUCUGCAGCGAGGUCAGCGUAUGCAGUCCUGCAGGGAGGGGGCAGCAGUAUGGAUGCUGUGGUGGAGGCUGUUAUGCUACUGGAGAACAAUCCAUCUUUUAAUGCAGGAUGUGGCUCAGUGCUGAACAUGAAGGGGGAGGUGGAGAUGGAUGCCCUCGUGAUGGACGGGAAAACGCUGAGCAGCGGCGCCGUGUCUGCCGUCCGCAACAUAGCUAACCCAAUCCAGCUGGCCAGACUUGUCAUGGACCAGACCAGCCAUGCCUGUCUGACGGCGGAGGGUGCCAGUCAGUUUGCUCGCUCUUUGGGCGUUCCCGAGGCUCCUCAGGAGUCCCUCAUCACAGAGUAUUCCCGCAUGCGCUGGAAAAAAAACCUGGCCCCAGACGCCAACCCUGUGGAGUGCCAAAUGGGGAAGAUGGGGACGGUUGGAGCGGUGGCAGUCGACACUGACGGCAACGUAGCGUGUGCGACUUCCACCGGAGGAAUGCUGAACAAGAUGGAAGGUCGAGUGGGCGACACCCCGUGCAUCGGCAGUGGAGGCUAUGCUGACAAUAUGUCAGGAGCCGUGUCGACUACGGGCCACGGAGAGGCCAUCAUGAAGGUCACGCUGGCGAGACACAUCCUGUUCCACAUGGAGCAAGGCCAGUCAGCUGAGGCGGCCAGUGAUCUGGGCCUGGCCCACAUGAAGUCCAGAGUCGGGGGACUUGGAGGGGUCGUGACCGUGGACCCGCAGGGCAACUGGGCCGCUCGCUUCUCCAGCCGCCAAAUGGCGUGGGCCGCGGCGCAGAAAGACACGCUGCACUACGGUCUGUACACGGGAGAACACUUCACUCAAAUCAUCGAGGACGCUCACUGACACCAGGCCCAGCUUGUGUCAGUAGAGCUGAAAACUAAGAUAAUACAGCUGAGCGUGGGCUUCAGGUGACCAAAUAAUGAUUGAUUUGGUUAAAUGUUGAUGUUUAAAAGAUGUUUAGAAGACAAAAAGAGCAACAAAAUUAAUUAUUUUAGUCCCAAAAACCAAUCAAGUGUGAGACAAUCCAAAGAAAAGUGGGAAAUUUCCAGAAACGCUAAUGACGCUCUGUGAUUCUUUGUAAUAGUCAUUUGAAAAGUCAUUUCAGAGUUUCUGUCGCUGGAGAAACUAGAGCAAAAUGAUCAAAUUCACUUUAGAUACAUAACUCGCUGCUCAGUUUUUAAGUUUCUGAGGAAAACCUUCAGGUUUUACAAUCAUUUGUUAAUUUUUAUUACAAACUACUGGCCAGUUUUAUGACCACUGAACACUUUAUAAUGAUCUGCACAAAGUGUUUUUCUGUCACUGUUCACAUCACUACUGAUGAAGUGCUGCUCAUCAUUUGCUGAAUGUUGAAGAAAAACCAAACCGUAAAGGUAUUUUACUGCAAAGUUUACUGCAAAGUGAGGGAUAUUUUUAUCUUAAUUUAGAUGAUUAAAGUUUACCACAACUGAGUUUCUCAGAAGUAUUAAAAAGAGGCAAUAAAACCAUUUUUGUCAGAUUGUUGGUGGUACAUCUCACCAACAGACUAGAUUUUCUUCUUGGGCUUUUAAUUUACUGUAAAACACAAUAAUCCAAAUUAUUACACAAACACCUGGAAUAUAUUGCACUGUCUGUAAUUAAUUGUUCUUAUUUGUAAGUUUCACUUUUUGAACUUAAUCACUAAAAUAAAUUAGUUUUCUGUAAUAUUCUGAUUUAUUGAGAAGCUCUUAUAAGCCAGUAUGUGUUAACUCAAUCUGUGAUGAACGCCAUUCAUGUAUUAUUCUGAUGAGUAGUGUUAACCUGUCUCAUCCACUAGGUGGUGCUGUUUCCUCAGGCAGACAAAAUGCAAAACUUGAGAUUUCCUUUAUUUUUAAUUGGACUACUUCUAGGCUUGUGUUGUGUAAUUGAUUGUAAAAAAAAAAAAAUGUUUUAUAGAGUACUUUAUAAUAUUUACUUUAAUUGUGCAAUACCAGCCAUAAUGUAUUUUGUAUCAUUUUUAAUAAUUGUUAUAAUCUGUUUGAUUUGAUCAUGAAUGUGUCUCACAUAUAUCAAUUUAUUCCUGUGUGCAAUUGUGUUGUACAAUAAAAACAAUGGAGCUCAUGACUCAAAUCACA
Molecule: messenger RNA, 2649 nt
Organism: Poecilia reticulata (guppy)
Lineage: Eukaryota; Metazoa; Chordata; Actinopteri; Cyprinodontiformes; Poeciliidae
Source: RefSeq, a predicted model, not a curated record